AUGGAGUUGCAUGUGGUUGAAACUGAGGGAAUUCCUGACGGCUGUGUGCUCUCUGUUCGAGCCGGAGCGACCCGCAGACAGGCUCCGGUCUCUUCUGACCGCCCUUUUCGUUUCAACUGCUCAGUGGAGGAAGCAGCACCUUUCAAGGUGGAUGUCCUUGAGCCGGUGGCCACUGCAAGAUUGAUUUUACGCCCAGGUGAAGAAAGACGGUCCGACUGUCAGUAUACCAUCCCGCUGGAGCCUUCCAACUCUUUCGAAGGCUCAGGGCCUUCACCGACGCCACCUCCAGGGAACAAAGACAUGUUCGUUACCAUAGCUGUCAGCCCGGGUGACGAGACGGAAGCGGAGGAAGCUGCACGCACAGACGAUGCAGAGAAAGGUCCAUCCAACUCCCGCAUUGGCCAGGCCAAUGCUGCACGGGAAUACCUUGACAAGCACAAUCUAGUGGAGUUCACCCAGCUCUUGGUCCAGAGUGUCAUCAAGGAGCAGCCUGAACGGCCCUACGAGUUCAUGGCUCGACAGUUCUACUUCCCGGAGCCGGAGCCCAGGCCAAGGCCACCAGCUGAUCUGGACCCAGGUAUGCCGUUUGGAGCCACUAUGGCCACAAUUGGCAACUAUGAGCGGUGA
Cladocopium goreaui is the source of this 627-nucleotide messenger RNA. NCBI's taxonomy places the organism in Eukaryota, Dinophyceae, Suessiales, Symbiodiniaceae. The record is from the annotation of a GenBank genome assembly.